This is a messenger RNA of Pieris brassicae (large cabbage white), 2231 nucleotides long. It is a transcript of the gene l(3)72Dn, whose product is annotated as U3 small nucleolar RNA-associated protein 4 homolog. Lineage: Eukaryota; Metazoa; Arthropoda; Insecta; Lepidoptera; Pieridae. Gene Ontology annotation, biological process: maturation of SSU-rRNA from tricistronic rRNA transcript (SSU-rRNA, 5.8S rRNA, LSU-rRNA). Gene Ontology annotation, molecular function: protein binding; RNA binding. Bases 119 to 2215 code for a protein of 698 amino acids. The record is from RefSeq and is a predicted model, not a curated record. The transcript has 11 exons. Gene Ontology annotation, cellular component: t-UTP complex; 90S preribosome; small-subunit processome.
AUGUGUUUUGUUUGUUUUUAAUUUUUGAAAAUUAAAAGUGUAUAAUAUUUUUAUUUCUAAGUAAAAAGUUCUUCUAUUAAGUGUAUGUUUUAUAAAUGAGAUUUAUAUUUAACCCAGAAUGGAGACAAAAGUUCACAGAUUUAGAUUUUACAACCCUAAGCCAGUACCAAUUCAGUGUGUUUCUUAUGACAAAAAUAAUAAACUCUUAGCUUUGGCAAGAAAAAAUGGAAGUAUUGAAAUAUGGGAUGUUAAUUUUGCUCCAUUUCUAAUAAAGUGUAUUCCUGGUGGUGAAAAUUCUUCAGUUGAAGCUUUAGCUUGGGUUAAUGAAAGGUUACUUUCUACGGGCCUCGGGGCUGCAUUGGUAGAAUGGGAUCUUGAAAACUCCUGUAUAAAGAAAAGUGUAAUGCUAACAGGAUAUGCUGCAUGGUGUCUAGAUGUAGAUGAGGCAAGAACUAUUGUUGCAGUUGGUACAGAACAGGGUUAUGUAAACAUUUAUUCUGUCAGCAAUGGUGAUAUUGUAUACAAGAAAUUGUUUGAUAAGCAAGAAGGCAGAAUAUUAUGCUGUAAAUUUAAUAAGCUUGGAAAUACGCUUGUUACAGGAUCGAUAAACACAAUUCGUGUGUGGGAUGUUAACACUGGUCAUGCAACAUGCCGAAUUUCUUGUACUCGAAGAGGUGAAGAAGUAAUAGUGUGGAGUAUUGGUAUUUUAUCUGAUAACACUAUUGUGUCAGGUGACAGCUAUGGUCGUCUUACCAUUUGGGAUGGUACUGUUGGAGAUCAGAUUGAAACUUUUGUAACUCACAAGGCAGAUAUUUUGACAUUAGUGAUAUCUGAUGAUGAAAAUUCCCUUUACUGCAGUGGAGUCGAUCCUGUUAUAACAAUGUUUAAGAAGGUUGAAAACACUGAUAUUCCAACUGAGUAUCGCUGGGUAAAAAAUAUACAACGAAAUAUACAUGAACAUGAUGUCAGAGCACUUGCAAUAAACAAAGAUAGAUUAAUAUCAGUAGGUGCUGAUGGGUAUGUCACACUAUCUAGUUACCCUCCAAAAAAGGUAAUGCGGAUACCACCAAUGCUACCAAUGCCUCGAACAGCUGUAUCAGCUGCGAAGAAAUUAUUAUUAUUAAGAUUUAAUAAUCAUCUUGAAAUAUGGAAACUUGGCUCUUAUGCUGUGAACAAUAAGGGUGAUGUCAUAAUCAAUACAGGAAUGAAACAACAUAGCGAAGAAAGCAAUCAACAGUUAGAAAAAGAUACAGAAAUUCCGUUUAUAAAAAAACAGCAUUAUGAAGCAAGACAAAGAACAUUACAAAUUUCAGAAGAACCAAUCAAAAUUUCCUCAAUACAAACAAAAGGAAAGAAAGAUUUAGUAUGUUGUAAUAUUUCACCGAAUGGAGAACUGAUAGUGUAUUCUACUGAGAGUGAUGUCAGAAUGCUUAAGUUGGAUGAAGACCAGGGCAACAUAUCUCUACAGAAGUUACCCGUAAACGAGUUGAAAUGUUGUGAUCGAGUGACAUUUUCGGAGGACUCAAAACUGAUGAUCGCGACGAAAGGCACUGAUGUAUACAUUAUGCUGGUCGAUGCGGAUGUCGGUGCGACCCUGAUACAGACCAUAUCUACCAAAAAGCACUUGAAAAAUGGCUCGAUUCUGCACAUCGCCCUUUCGAAACAUUCUCAAAAUGGACUAUACAUUGCUGCAGCGGAUUCUAAAGGCGAAAUUGCUGUUUGGGUUAAACGUGCGAAAAAGUUUGAAUAUCUACUUAAUUUACCCAAGUAUUCGUUUGUACCAUCUGCUUUGGUCAUACACAAUAUGAUGCUUAUCGUGACUUAUGUAGAUCAAGAGGUAAUUCAAUACGAUCUCGAUCAGCAAAAGUUGUGUAAAUCGAACACUGACAAUGUGACAUUUUGGCGCGGACGCAAAAUGGCCGCCAACGACAUAAUCCCGCAUCCAGCACGGGAUGCUUUAUUGUUCACCGAUGAGACCGCUGUGUGGGUGCUGGAUAGACAAAAGAUGUCAGAAAAUUAUGAACCCCAAGCAAAAAGGAAACAAAAAGGUGCCCACUCGAAUGGAGUGAAUAUAAUGCCAGUUAAGUAUUUGUCCGGGUUCCAUUGGCUGGGCGAUAAUGAGGCUGUAAUUGUUGAGACGUUACCUGAGCAAAUUUUGAUGCAAUUACCUCCCGUUUUGAAAAAGAAGACACACAAUAUGGUGGAAUCAAAAUAAAAAUAUUUUUCUAAAA